Molecule: messenger RNA, 1062 nt
Organism: Momordica charantia (bitter melon)
Lineage: Eukaryota; Viridiplantae; Streptophyta; Magnoliopsida; Cucurbitales; Cucurbitaceae
Source: RefSeq, a predicted model, not a curated record
AUGGCAGUUUGUUCACACUUAAACUUUAACUACGAGGACUACAUUGAGGAGCCUUACAAGCUUUCGAGGUAUGCUGAGUCUUACGCUCCUCAAUUUCAGCCAAUCCCGCAUGAAGAUUACUGGAUCGCUCACCCAAACUUACCUAUAUUGCACCCUGAUCCAACAUUAUUGAGAUUGCCUGGACGACCAAGGAGCUCGCGUAUUCAUAACGAGAUGGAUUGGAGAGAACCAAGUGUUCAACAGAGAUGCGGGCUUUGUAAUCAACUUGAGUUAGUUUGGCAAGGUCAGUGUAACGAGGAGUUGCACUGCCGACGUAGAGAGGCGGUAUUUGAUCGUACCAUCCCAUUGCAUCCUUUAAUUGAACCUGCAUUACGCGCUUCUGGAUUUUACGGAUUCGCCAGAUUGGGAUUCAUCCAAUUAGAUUGGCAUUUCAUUACUGCGCUUGUGGAACGGUGGAGGCCAGAGACUCAUACAUUCCACAUGCCUGAUGGAGAGUGUACUAUCACUCUAAAAGAUGUAGCGGUGCAGCUUGGGUUACCAGUAGACGGCGAGCCUGUUACAGGUCGCGUUGAUUAUGAUUGGAGAGGCACCUGUCAAGCAUUACUUGGGGUGACUCCAGGUGCUGCGCACAUCAGAGGCUCUAAGCUGAGUCUACCUUGGCUAGCUUCUCAAUUUUGUAAUCUAGCCGACGAUGCUGAUGAGGAAACCAUUGCCAGAUACGCUCGUGCCUAUAUUAUGCAGCUUAUCGGUGGUAGUCUAUUCGCCGAUAAGUAUAACAACUUGGUGCAUUUAAUGUUUCUCCCGCUAUUAGCCGAUUUCGAGGUAGCUGGACGUUUCAGUUGGGGUGGAGCAUGUUUGACGUGGUUGUAUCGAAAUCUGUGCAAAGUGUGUCGCUCUGACUCUCGUGACAUUGCUGGUCCAAUUAUACUUCUACAAGUAUGGGCUUGGGAUCGAUUCCCCACGAUGGCUCCACAACGUCGUCACAUCUCAGAUCACGAUCUCGUGGGUCGACCAUUAGCUGCCCGGUACAUCGAUAUAAAUAUUGUCCUAUUUUUCUCUUAA